ACUGUGUAUUGUUUCAGGAUACAUUGCAGUAGCAGCAUAUCAGAAGAGUGCCGAGGCCUUAGUCUACACUCAAAAGUUUGGCCGGGAUUACACUGAUCCCACAAAAUCAGCAGUUAAGUCACAAAUCCAGUGAUUCAAGCAUUUCCAUAGAGGAAACUGGGGCUUGAGUGCCUUUUUAUAGACUCAGUUACAAGUUUAUUAGGUCCGCGUAGCAAAAACUAACCCGGUCUAAUACACAGCCAGGCAAUCAAGGAAUUCGAAUCGCUGACAUUAUAGGUACCCAUCUGAUAAUGAGACCACAUGCAGUAAUUCUGGGAAGUGCUUGGGUUAUAAAGUCACCAGAUUUAUAGGUGUAAUCCACUCACAGGAUAUAGAGAAGCCCUGGAGGCAGAAACACAAACAUAACAGUAUAACUAGCAGAGACCAUUAGUUAAACAUGUCCACCGGCACACACACGGACAAGCAAUUACCCAAUGUAUCUAGGACGGUAACAUUGGUUUUGUUUAAUCCUCUGUUUCCUGUAUUACGCACACAUAUACACACAGGAGACUCACAGGUAAGGCAGUGCACCAGCAGCUUGAGACAGAUGAGAAGCACACAGCUGGUGGAGGAGGAGUGAAGGCGACCUGAAAUGUGAUCACCGUCUCCAUUCAUCAUGAUACCUCUCUUCUACGGCAACAAAUCGGACACGGCUAAAGGAGAGGUGCUUCUGGAGUUCCUGAACCGGUCGAGAAUAUUCUGCAGCCAGUUUGAGAAAGGCCAGUGGUACUGCUACAUCCUGCUGGUUCUCUUCUCUUUUGCAGUUCCUGUGGGGAUCCUGGGAAACAUAGCCGCUCUCAUCAACUACUCCUGCUCCAGGAAAGCCUUGAGCACCAGCAAUCUCUUCCUGUUUAACCUGGCGCUGUGCGACUCAGCCUGGAUCCUAACGCUCCCCUUCACCCUCUACUUUGCCUUGCAGAGGCCGUACCUCAAAGACAUACAGAUCUUCUGCCAGUUCAAGAAGAUCUCCUUCAACAUCAACAUAUACGGCAGCAUCCUUUUCCUCACUCUUAUCAGUUUUGAUCGCUACGUCGGGACGGUUCACCCCAUCAGCUCUCUCCGCUGGUGGGAUGUGGGUAAAGCCAAGCUGUGCUCAGUGUGCACAUGGGUCGCCUUGAUCCUGAGUUCCAUUCCCGACUUAUUUGUAACUUUUGCUAUUCAACGACCACAAAACGUCACUGUGUGCAUGGACCACAUCCAUGGCCCUUUUGUCUAUGUCAAGAUAAUCACCAUCCUCAGGACAAUAAUAGGCUUUCUGCUGCCCUUCAGCAUCAUGCUGGCUUUUUACAUAAUGACAGUUCGUGUUCUGAGGCGUCUCCCGAGGGGUAGAAGGCACGCAGGGGCCCAGCGGGCAGGAGGGAAGCCCCUGCGGCUCAUCACCGCGGCCAUACUCGUCUUUGUGGUUUCCUUCGUGCCGUACCACGUCAUGAUCAUCACCCUGGUGUUCAUGAGGAUCAAUAAGCAGGUCACGCCAUCCAACACCAACAUCCUCUACGCCUUCUAUGAGUUCUUUGAGGCCAUGUGCAGUGUAAGCAGCUGCCUGGACCCGGUGCUAUACAUCGUGGCUAGUGAGCAGUUCCAGAAGAAGCUGCUGGCUCUGAAAACACACCGAUACAGGAGGCUGUGCUGCAGGGCCAGCAGGAGGGUGGGAGUAAUUGGGUGA
Molecule: messenger RNA, 1702 nt
Organism: Centropristis striata (black sea bass)
Lineage: Eukaryota; Metazoa; Chordata; Actinopteri; Perciformes; Serranidae
Product: P2Y purinoceptor 6-like
Exons: 2
Coding region: 656-1702 (348 amino acids)
Biological process (GO): G protein-coupled receptor signaling pathway
Cellular component (GO): plasma membrane
Molecular function (GO): G protein-coupled receptor activity
Source: RefSeq, a predicted model, not a curated record